ACACACACACCCACCCCAAUACACUAAUCACACACACCAAUCACAAGUUACAGCCUACAUCACAUGGAGAGAGGAGGCGAUUCGGCAGUGUGGAGUGGAGCCGGACAGUGCGGGUCUGGGUACGGCUGUGAAAGACCAGGAUAGCGCUGUGCUUGUGGAUUAAUUUGUCUGUCUCCGGACUGGCCAUCGGUCACUUUUACGCUUCAGGAUUUCUUGCGGCUGAAAUGUUUCAGGAUCCAACAGCAGUAUCCUUCAUCCCUGUUGUGGUGCAGUUCUGGGUCUGAGAACGGAGCUGAUCCGCGGGAUAACAGCCACCAGGCCUUAGGGCCACUGGACCAAUAAGACAUGCUGGCUGCCAUGCUGCGCCAGAGUACUGGCGGAGGAUCAGGAGGCGGUAGUGGCGGCGCUGGUGGAACCAAACUCUCUCUAGGCAUCUCCCGACUCUCCAGCUCCAGCUUGGGUUCAGCGGGCCCUGCCAGCGCGGGGCCCCGUGUGCCGGGCAGGCUCUCCAAGAGCGGCUCGGUGAGCACGGACAGCCCAGAUGUCCCCGCCUCUGACCCAAACUAUAUUAUGCAGCUGGUCAGCGACGUGCGCAAGUUUGCUGACGUGCUUCUACAACUCAAAGAAGUUUUCAACUCCAAAGAGCUCCAGGACUGCCUCCAUCAGGCAGUUCAUGAGCGUCUCGGGGAGCUGUUGCGAGUCCUGAAGGCCAUUAUCAGCAAACACCAGAGCCUCAACUCAGUGGACAUCCUCAGUACAGCUGGAACCGUCAUCGCCACGGUCAAAGGGGUGAACUUUAAGGAGGUGAACGAAGAGAACAAACAGAAGCUUUUCAGAGAGAUCUACACCGCUAUCGACACAUUGGCAUUCACCUUUGGCAAUGUAGUGUCUGACUUCCUUAUGGGAGAUGUAGAGAAUGGAUCAGUGUUGGGGCUCCCCCUGACUAAGAGAAGCAGGUCUUUUGAGAACCUCUCCGUGGAAUCUGGAGGAUCCGGUCCCGAGAAAGAUGAUCCGCCAGAGCCGUCUUCGCCAGUUCGAGCAGAAGAGGUGGACAGGACACUGCAGCGGCAGGACAGCGGGUUGGAGUCAGCGCUGCUCUACGCCAAGGCCUGGUCCAAGUACACCAAAGAGCUGCUGGCGUGGGUGGAAAAGCGUCUCAGUAUGGAUAUUGAGUGUGCAAAGAGCUACGCCAAAAUGGCUGAAUCUGCCAAGAUGCUUGCAAGUCAACAGGAAUUCAUGCCUUUCCGUGAGACCUACAUGACUGCUUUCAAAAAUGACAUUGAAUACAGCCAGCUGGUACUUCACACUGCAGCAGUACUCCAAAGCAACAAAUUCAUGCAGCCUCUCCUGGCCAGAAAGAAUGAGCUGGAUAAACUACGAAAGGAGGUCAAGGAGCAGUGGCAGAGAGAGCAAAAGAAAAUGCAUGAGGCAGACAGUGCUCUGAGGAAGGCUCGGCUGCUGCAGGCCCAGCGGCAGGAGGAAUAUGAGAAGGCCAAGGUGUCCACCAGUCGCUUGGAGGAGGAGCAGAUUGGAGGAGGAGGAGGAGGAGGAGGAGGAGCAGCGGCGGCCAAACAGCUAGAGAAGAGGCGCAGGCUGGAGGAGGAGGCCCUGCAGAAGGCUGAGGAAGCCAGGGAGCACUGCAAAGCAUGUCAGAUUGAUGUUGGGGAGAAGAGAGUCGAUCUGGCCAACACCAAGAGUGAGAUCAUCACUCAGAUCCGAGAGAUGGUCUCCCAGUGUGACCUCACCCUCAAGGCUGUGACGGUCAAUUGGUUCCAACUGCAGCAGGCCCAGGUUGUAUCUCUCCCUGUCAACCACCAGAGUCUGUGUGAAAAUGCCAAACUGUACGAGCCGGGCCAGCGCUAUAUCGACUUUGUCAGGAGUCUACCCACUGAUGGGCCUCGCCUGGAGUCCCACUCGUUUGAUUCAGCUGUCACACAAAACACAGGGAUGCCUUUCAACAAGCGCUCGCUAAGUGGCAGCCACUCAAACCACAGUAACCUGUCACAGGCAUCCGUGACAUCUGACCUCCUUGGUGCAGAGGACGUGGACAGUCCCAUCACUGCCCAACACACCAAGAUUGCAGAGAGGUGCUCCAACAGUAGCACUGACAUCCAAGCACUUCGGAUUCAGGGCCCAUUUCGUCCUUGGGCCUCGGCCAGCCAGGGUGGAGGGAUGUGCAGCGACUCAGAAAGUGCUGGAGGGAGCAGUGAGUCCCGGUCCAUGGACUCACCCACUGAAAGCCCAGGAGACUUCAAGAGGAAAUUACCCAGAACCCCCUCCACUGGCACCAUGUCGUCUGCUGAUGACCUGGAUGAGAGAGAGCCUCCCUCUCCCUCUGAUAAUGGUUUAAGUGAGAUGGUAAUCGAAACAGCCAGCUCUCCAGGUCCCUUCAGAAACACACAGAUGUCCAAAGCUGCUCAAACCCACAAGCUGAGGAAGCUUAGAGCACCAUCCAAGUGUCGUGAGUGCGACAGCCUGGUGGUGUUUCAUGGAGCAGAGUGUGAGGAGUGUUCGUUGGCCUGCCAUAAGAAGUGUCUGGAAACCCUGGCCAUCCAGUGUGGCCAUAAGAAGCUCCAGGGGAGGCUUCACCUCUUUGGCAUUGACUUCACACAGGCAGCUAAGAACAGUCAGGACGGCAUCCCCUUCAUCAUACGGAAGUGUACGUCAGAAAUCGAGAACAGAGCGCUCAACAUUAAGGGUAUCUACCGCGUGAAUGGUGCCAAGUCUCGGGUUGAGAAGUUGUGCCAGGCGUUUGAGAAUGGCAAGCACCUGGUGGAGCUCUCCGAACUUUAUCCCCACGACAUUAGCAACGUACUCAAACUCUACCUGAGACAGCUUCCAGAGCCUCUCAUCCUGUUCCGCUACUAUAAUGACUUUAUCGGUUUGGCCAAGGAAAGCCAGAGUAUCAUUGUGGAGGAACUGGAGGCGUUGCGGCUCAGUCCUACUCCAGUGACCCCAGCCCAGGUCAGCGUGGAGCUCAACCGGGUCCUCUUCAAAAUCAAGGACCUGCUGAGGCAGCUGCCACCAGCUCAUUACAAGACACUGCGGUUCCUCAUAGAGCAUCUGCACCGGGUGACCGAGCAAUCAGAGGAGAAUAAGAUGACAGCCAGCAACCUGGGAAUCAUCUUUGGCCCAACACUGAUCAAACCAAGGCAGGCGGACGCUGAAGUUUCCCUUUCCUCUCUGGUGGAUUACCCGUAUCAGGCACUCAUUGUUGAGCUCCUGAUCAGACACUACCAGAUGGUCUUUGACACCCCCCUCAGUCCCCUGGGCAGCACCUCACCUACAGAGAUUGAUGCCCAACCCCGCCCUGACACCCGCCUCACCCACCAGGAGAAGGAGCAGCAGCUGAGCAGGCACUCCAAGUCGCUGGGAGACAUUAAGGAGCAGAGCUCUAAGGUGUAUAAGAGGCAUUCCUCCAUAAUUCCUUCUUCCCACUUAUUGGCUGAGGUUCAGGAGAAAAUGCCAAACCUCGAUGGAAGUGACUUUGAACCUGCUGAUGAAGUGGAUUCAGAGACCUUCAACAGGGUUUUGUCAUCAAGCGUCCCUGAAGUUCCGAAACCUGGUGAGAGAGGCCUCUGUCGUUCUCAGCAUAUCACCGUCACCAGGGUCCAGCUUCGACACGCUCGCAACAAACUCUCCUCCCGGCCAGCGAGCAUGCCAGCUGAACAGAUACUCAAUCGAGGCCAAGUAGACAAGAAUAACACCCGGAACAGCACUGAUGAAGAUGAGAGGAAAGGAGGUAGUUGCGACUGGUCCAUUGAAGAGGUGGGCGAAACUGAGAAUACAAAAUUGCGAGUGGGCACACAUUACCGGAGUACAUUUAUUGACACCCAGACGUUACGCAGAACUUGGGACAAACAAUACAAGCAUGAUGUUGCUUCCAGAACUGUCAAAAUUGUGGCCAAUUCGCCCACAGAGAGUACAGCAGUAGAUGCCAACAAUUUAUCAGCUUCUGUGCCAUUGUCCUCAUCAACCUUCUCUGUUGGAACUACUGAGAGCACUAUUAGCACCAUCUACCCCAAUAGACCUUACACCAUCGCAGUGCGACCCAGCAGGACUUUAAGAAGGGAGGACAAUGUAAUCAAGUACAACCCUGUCGCAACAGCUUUCAGGGCUCCCAGAACUCUACAGCCUCCCCCAGGGACCUUCUACAAGCCCCCGUCAGGGAGCAAAGCGAAAGUGCUGCAGAACUGUGCAUUAGCUAACAGCGCUGAGGAAGAAGAUGAGGAGGAGGAUGACGAAGAGGAUGAAGAGUUGGGGAUUGAGAUAGAGGUGUCUGUAGAUGAGCCUAUUGAGGAAGACAUUGAGGCUGAGCAGGCAGCCAUGUCUCAGUCUCCCAGGUCUAGCCCUGAGGAAAUGGGCCAAAACCAGGCCAAACCAGUGUACCAGAGACUAAGGCCCAGACGCCUCCAAGAGGUAGAACAUCGAGAGGCUCAUUUUGUGUGAUCAUCUGAGAGUCAUGGGCUAUCAGAGAUCUAAAAAACGGUGCUCGAAUGUGAACAAUGUGUGCCAUAUUCUCGUAGACAAAGAAUAAGAAACAUCUGCAUUGACUCUGCAAAGGCAAUUUCCAGAUGUGCUAUGAUUGUGGGCACUGUGUGGACAAUUAAAUGUACCUUUGGUCCUCAAAAGACAAACAAGAUGCACUUAAAAUGCUGUAUAUUUUUAACAUGAUUCACCAAUAUUUCAUUUACCAAUCACUUGCUCAGUACACUCUGGCACCUGGUCAGACUAUUUAAUUCUUUUUGAAACUGUGCAAUUACAUUUUUAUUUGAAUAUUUUGUAUAAAGUUCUUACAGGCUCACUAUCUAUGUAUGUUUAUAUACCAAAAAACUAUGUUUGAAUCGUUACAAUAGUGCAUGUAGCCACAACACUGAAAAAAGUUUGGUGCACUUAGUUGACAUCAAUACUCUCACACAAAUCUUUUCUGAGUCGUGUUUCUACCUACUGUGAGUCAGACUGUUUUAAACUGUUACAUUUAGGUUAUAAUUAAUCAUUUUGCUAAUAACGUGUAUAAAGGAAUAUAAUGACCUUUGUUACAUGCUGUCCUGGGUAUCUGUAUUGGCAUUUGGUAAUGUUAUGAAGCACCAGUUGCAAAGGGUAUACAUCCACUUGUUUUUAUACUGUUGAACUUGUAUGGUGUCAACUUAAACUGAUCUGAAAAGCUUUUGAAAUGCCACUGGAUUGUAUAAUGGCAUUAUUGUUCUUAUUUGAAUAUAACAUUUACAUUUCUUAAUAGCCAAAGCUGUUUUUCUUUUUACAACUGAAGUAGUUUUAUCAAUAACCUAAACCUUACAGGUCCUUUGUAAGUAAUAGGAAGUGCAUCAUUUAUUUAAAUGGUAUCUGUUUUUCAUGGUUAUGUACAAGGUUGACAGAAUGUUGAAGUUCAGUGUUAAAAAAACAGGUACAUGAAAACAAACACCCUUUUGUAACUUAUUAAAAUAUAUCUGACAACUCCUGA
Messenger RNA from Siniperca chuatsi (mandarin fish), 5461 nucleotides. RefSeq names its product Rho GTPase activating protein 29a (gene arhgap29a). The record is from RefSeq and is a predicted model, not a curated record. NCBI's taxonomy places the organism in Eukaryota, Metazoa, Chordata, Actinopteri, Centrarchiformes, Sinipercidae. The transcript has 23 exons. Gene Ontology annotation, molecular function: GTPase activator activity. Gene Ontology annotation, biological process: signal transduction; activation of GTPase activity. Bases 346 to 4449 code for a protein of 1367 amino acids. Gene Ontology annotation, cellular component: cytoplasm.